Acipenser ruthenus (sterlet) is the source of this 2159-nucleotide messenger RNA. Its product is annotated as heat shock 70 kDa protein 12A-like. NCBI's taxonomy places the organism in Eukaryota, Metazoa, Chordata, Actinopteri, Acipenseriformes, Acipenseridae. The transcript is spliced from 4 exons. The record is from RefSeq and is a predicted model, not a curated record. Bases 88 to 1806 code for a protein of 572 amino acids.
CAGCAGAGGCAGGAAAAGGAGAAAUACGUGUUCUACUACAACAGAAUUCAUCGUUUACUGUCAAACUUUUCUAACAAGGAAGCAGAAAUGUCUGAUUCAUUUCUCGUAGUUGCCAUAGACUUCGGCACAGCGUUCAGCGGGUAUUGUUUCUGUGUGAAGUCAUGUACGGAUAAUAUCAGGUCUGUAUUUUGGGGAAUGGGGCAUGGAUAUAGGUCCCCUAAAACACCAACUUGUGCUCUAUUUAAUCCGGAAAAAAAGUUUAUAAAAUUCGGCUAUGAUGCUGUGAUUAAAUAUAACACAAUGGUUUCGGAGCAAUCCAGGAAAUGGUACUUCUUUGAAAAUUUUAAGAUGGAACUGUACAGCAAGAAAGUCACAAAAGAUUUAAUGAUCUCAGCGAAGAAUGGAAAGCCAUUUCAUGCCCUAGAAGUGUUCACAGAAAGCCUACGCUUCCUCAAAGACCACGCCUUAGACAACAUUGGAGAGGAGACCUGUGGGAAGAAGUUCAUUGCCUCGGAUGUGACCUGGGUGCUGACAGUGCCGGCAAUCUGGGACUCUGCAGCCAAACAGUUCAUGAGGCUGGCUGCCACAGAGGCAGGACUGGUAGAGGAGAUGGGUUCAGAGAACCUGGUUCUGGCCCUGGAGCCUGAGGCUGCUUCAGUGUGGUGCAAACAGCUGCCCAGCACUGGCUUUGUACAAGAAGGAGGGGGGGAGAACACAUUUGAACAGACCCCAGGGCUGCAAUAUAUUGCCGUUGACUGUGGAGGUGGAACAGUAGACAUCACUGUGCAUGAGGUCCUGGAAGGUGGGUCCCUGAAAGAGCUGCAGAAAGCAUCAGGAGGGGGGUGGGGAGGGUCGUCUGUAGACAAAGAAUUCAGAAGCUUCCUCAGGGACAUUUUCCACCCAGAUGUGUGGGACAGGUAUGAGAAGGAACAUCCUGGAGAACUUCACAAGAUGAUGUACCACUUCUCCACCCAAAAAUGUUCCUCUACUGAAGAAGACCUGUACAUUACCUGUUACAAGAAUUUAGUCAAAUGUGUAGAGGAGAAGAAGGAAAUCUCUGAGUUUUUUAAAGGCAUAGAGGGUGCUGAUUGGUCUGAAGGCUGUAUCAGAAUUACACACAAUAAACUGCAGAGCUUCUUUGAAGCUAGUUUGUUCAGGAUAGUGAAUGAAAUAGAAGCUAUUCUGUCAAUGCCAGAGCUUGCAAUCGAAUACAUCUUGCUUGUUGGCGGGUAUGCAUCAAGCAGGUUCUUACGAGAUGAAGUCCGAAAACAGUUCAGUAGCAGGUGCUGUGUCCUGUGCCCCUAUGAUUCACAGCUAGCCAUUGCUAAAGGAGCAAUUUUGUUUGGAAAUGACCCCAAAAUAAUCGCAUCUAGAGUCAGUGCGCUGACAUAUGGCAUUGCUGUAGGUAGGCCGUUUGAUCCUUCAGUCCAUGAUCCUAGAAAGCGGAGAGUGAAUAAAGCGGGUGAUUAUGUUUACUGUGAUGAUCUUUUUGAAAAACUGGUGGAAAAGGGUCAAUCUGUGGGCUGUCAGCAAGUUGCUGAGUAUUUCUAUUCACCAAUUGACCAGGAUCAAAACGCAAUGUGCUUCAGAUUUUUCAGUACAGAGAAGCUGAAUGCCAUGUACGUGGACGAGUCUGGAUUGGAGGAAAUCGGGUCCUUUACUGUGCCCAUGCCAAAUGUCAGGCUGGGAAGGAACCGGAGAGUUAGACUGGAUAUCAAAUUUGGUUUAACUGAAAUACAAGCAACAGCAACUGACUUGACAUCCAAUGAGACUCAAGCAAUCAGGCUAAACUUUUUUACAGAAUAAUGUAACACUGCAGUAUUUCUGCCUGCUUUGAAGGUACUAGAGUGUGAUACUCUUUCGAUAGUUACCUUUUACAUCCUACUUAAAAAUGAAUGUAUAAGAACAAUGUAAAAUGGUAAUUUAUGUUUCCUCAGUAAUAAAGUAUACAUUUUAGGUUGGAAACAGUUUUCCUCCAUGAAGAUGGUUGAUGUUACAUCUGUUUAGUCAUAUCAUCCAUUUGAAUGAGUAACAUUUGUUUGGAGAUGUCUUUGUAUUUUUUUUUAUUUGAAAACUUAAUAGCAGGGAGUGGUAUACAUUUUUCUGUUCCUGACAUAAACGACAAUCAGUAAUUUUAUAUAUAUAUAUAUAUAUAUAUA